Molecule: messenger RNA, 1038 nt
Organism: Onthophagus taurus
Lineage: Eukaryota; Metazoa; Arthropoda; Insecta; Coleoptera; Scarabaeidae
Source: RefSeq, a predicted model, not a curated record
AUGCCUAAUAAUAACGACGAAAUUAUACAUUAUAAAAAGACUGAACCAACGAAAAUCCUGAACUACCAAAACGUAGGAGAAUCCCCAGAAAACACAAUACGUGAAUUUAAAAUUAGAACUGGUGAAGGAGUUUUAGCAUAUCAUACAGUUGUCCAUCACCAAACAUACAGUUCUAUGGAGUGUACACCAAAACUUAAUAAAACGAUAUUUUUAGACUCAGACGUGGCAAAAAAUAUGACUUGUGGUAAAACUAAAACAGAGGCCAUAGUUAACAAUGUCUUGGCACCCCAUGCUAAACAAACUCUAAUAAACACCUUAAAUAACAUUCCGUUUUAUGGAUUGGGUACUGAUGUUAGUAAUCACGGAGCAGUAAGAAUGUUCCCCAUUGUUGUUCAAUAUUUUGAUUGGCAAAAGGGUAUCCAAACAAAACUAUUAGAAUUAGCAUCUCUCACCAGUGAAACUUCAGAGGCAAUAGCCGAAUAUAUUAUGUCAACUCUGAAAAGAGAAAACAUAUUGUCGAAAUGUGUUGCUUUUGCUGGGGACAAUGCCAAUGUAAAUUUUGGAGGGCUUUCAAGGAAGGCAGGAAAUAAUGUUAUCACAAGACUUAAACAAAAUUUAAAUACAUGCAUAUUGGGAGUUGGAUGUUCUGCACAUAUCUUGCAUAAUUGUUUGCAAUAUGGAGCUGAUUCACUUCAAGUCGAUAUUGAAUGCAUAAUCUUUAAAAUUUUCAAUUAUUUUUCAAUAUAUACAGUGCGCACGGAAAAAUUAAGAGAGUUUUGCGACUUUGUUGAUAUAUCAUUCCAGCAAUUGCUUUACCACAGCAAGACAAGAUGGUUUUCUNCAAAAUGUUGUCCCGAGAAAACCAGGGUUGAAGACUCUAAACGUACGGGGUCGGGGGCUGAUGAUAUUUAUGAACCAUCUCUUUGGUAUUAUGAUAUUUUAUUUUUUACUGCUGAAAGCGAAAGAGGAAGAAAGGGAAAAUCAAAUUAUGAGGAAAUGGAAGUGGAUAGAGAACAAGAUAAGGUGAUGUAUAAUUAA